AAUGUCUACAUUAUCCAAGGUCACCCUAGGCACCUCCAUAGCAUUUGCUGUGGGGUCGUUUGUGUUCAUCAACUACUCCCAGCAGACGGAGCGGGAGUCGCUCAGAGAAGGGCCCAUCCGGGACGCCAAACGUUUGGAGCAACGGUUCCAGAAUAAUCGGAAGCUCAUGCGGAACGACCUCGAGCACCAACAACAGAUCAAAUUGAAACAGCAGUUCGAAAGCGUCCAGCCGUUGACGGGCGAGGUAAUCCGUGGGGCGCCACAGGACGAUGACGCCUGACUUACACGGCCUUUGCCGAGGCUACUUAUACUUGUAAAUAGUUAAUAGAGGAGUGUUUGUGUUCUUGGAGACACCAAAAGGUAACGAUAUUAAGCUCUUGAUGUACUAUGAUGCACUUUUUGUUGUGCCACCACUCCAGCCGUGUUUCGCCUCAAGCAGCCCGCCAAAACGACGGCCUAAAGAGAGGAUGUUGAAACCGUCAAAGGUUUAUGCCAAAUCUAUGGCC
This is a messenger RNA of Yamadazyma tenuis ATCC 10573, 506 nucleotides long. RefSeq lists its product as uncharacterized. Lineage: Eukaryota; Fungi; Ascomycota; Pichiomycetes; Serinales; Debaryomycetaceae. Gene Ontology annotation, biological process: mitochondrial respiratory chain complex IV assembly. Gene Ontology annotation, cellular component: mitochondrion. The record is from RefSeq and is a predicted model, not a curated record.